This is a messenger RNA of Cyprinodon tularosa, 6364 nucleotides long. It is a transcript of the gene mphosph8, whose product is annotated as M-phase phosphoprotein 8. Bases 149 to 5632 code for a protein of 1827 amino acids. Gene Ontology annotation, cellular component: nucleus; cytoplasm. The transcript is spliced from 9 exons. Gene Ontology annotation, molecular function: protein binding; DNA binding. The record is from RefSeq and is a predicted model, not a curated record. NCBI's taxonomy places the organism in Eukaryota, Metazoa, Chordata, Actinopteri, Cyprinodontiformes, Cyprinodontidae.
UUCUCAGAUUCAGCGCUCAGUCCGGCCAGCAGCUCCAUUAGAGCGGACUGUACCGAUGAGGUGCGCUCCUGGCAACACGGCGGCCUGAAUCCCCAACCCCCCAGUCUGAAAUAGCAUUAUUUUGAAUAAAUCCGUCAACCUUACAACCAUGGCGGCUGAAGCAGAUAAAGUGGAACCGGCUGAAAGCGAGCAAGACGAAGAAGAAGAUGUAUAUGAAGUGGAAAGGAUCAUUGACAUGCGGGUGGAAGAGGGUGAAGUGCUUUACAGAGUUCGCUGGAAGAAUUACUGCUCAGAUGAUGACACCUGGGAGCCUGAAGCCCAUUUAGAGGACUGCCAUGAGGUUCUGUUGGCUUUUAAGAGGCAUCAAGCCGAGCUGAAGUCCAAGAAGGAACCAGAACCCAAGAAAAUCGUGCAGAAACUUUUGCCUACAAAGAGCGACGUCUUCGACGCCGACUUGGAGAGCGACAGCGAUACAGAUCGUCCUGCAGAGGCCCCCGUCAAGAAGAAGAAGAAAAAGAAAAAGAUCAGGGAAGAAGAUGAUGAUGAACCCCUUCCAAAGGAGAAGAAGAAGAAAAAGAAAGAAAAACGUAAAGAUGACUUAAAGCCGCUUCCUGCACCAGAAACGGACGAUGAUGAAGAAGCAGCCCCGCCUUCGCCUCCAAAAGAGAAAAAGGCUGAAGCAAAAAAGCGCUUCGUGGACUCUGAUGACGAAGACGAGCCGAUUGUCUCUAAGAAACAAAAGAAAGAAAAGCCAAAGGAGGGAGGGAAGCAUAAGAAAGACAAAGGAGAAGAGGAGAAGAAGAAAAAGGUGAAGAAGCAGAGGAAAAUGGAAACCUCUGAGGAUGAGGAAACUGCUCCCAUGGAGGAGGAUCUGAGCGAAGGCCCGUCUGAGUCACAGAUGGAUGAUUCUGCAUCAGCAGAGACUGUUACUAAGCCAGCGGAGAAGUCUAGUGUGGAAGAUAAGGUCAAGCAAAAGAAGGGCAAGUGGGAGGUGAAGCUGCAGGGCAUCAUUUUCGACAAAAAGAUUAAGAAGCCAGAAGGCAACCAGAAAGAAAGCAGCCUCCCAAAACCUAAGAGUCAGAGUUCCAAAAGCAAGGAGGACUCUGCUCUCCAGUCAGACUCAAGCGACAGCUCCACGCUGAUCAAAAAACCUAAGAGCAAGUCAACCGAUGGCACCCCCCCAACACAGAAAGCUCCCUCUUCCUCCACAUCCUCUUCGUCAUCGUCUUCCUCCUCCACCGCGGUGGCUACCAAUAAGGCGAAGGAGGAGGAGGGCAAUAAAGAGGAGGCAUUGGGACAGAAAGACGCCAGCGGCUCGACUAAUCUGUUUGAAAAGUUCCUGUUGAACUGCGAGGCCAAGGACCGGGCCCCUCGGAGGCCCCCAGCAGUCGCAGAGAAAAGCAGCAGCAAACCCACAAAGCUGAUAGGAAAGAUUGAGAAGAUCUCCAAGCCAGCCAAAGAGUCUCCGUCUCAGAAACCAGAGCUGGAGAAGACUGAGAGGACGAAGCAAUCAUACGUCCCCAAACCAAGCCAGAGUUAUGGCUUCAGCCUGGACAGCGAUGAGAGGGAAGAUGAAUCCACAGGAAAAGCCCGACCUGCAGAUGAUUCCAGAGAGCGAAAGGAGAAGGUCGAGGAAGCACAGCGUCCGUCCUGGGAGAGGAGAACCUCAGCUGAUGACCGGAGGAAGAGGAGGGAGGACAGUGAGCCCCGACUCUUCAUAUCGUGCGACGAGAACCAGGAACCACCAGAGGGCAAUGACAAAUCUGAGAAGGGCCAGGCCACUUUGAGUCUAGGAAUGGAUCUGAACCUCGACUGGAUGACUCUGGAUAACUUUCAGAAACAUUUGAAUGGAGAAGAUGAGAUCCUAUCGGGUCCACCGUUAUCACCCAGUGAACUGCGAGAUGCUGUGAAAAGUGGAGAUUACAUGGCUGUUAAAUUAGCACUAAAUUCCAAGGAGGACUACAAUCUGGAACAAGAGGCAAGUACAAUUGAUGAGACGAGAUCAUAUGAAGGAGAGAGGAACUUAAAUGAAGAGCGAAAUUCCUGUGGCACUAAAAGGCUCACUUCUAUUAAUGAAACUAAAAGAAAAGAGGGCAUUCCAGCAGCAGCAAAGGGAAAUAACCCUCAAGAAACUGAUGCUCCACAGAAUGACAAAGUUUGCAGCUCCCAAACUAGAAAAAACGAUAAGAGAGUAGCUGUGAAGAGGCGUAAAAAGAGAAUGCGGUUUGGGGGCAAAAAAAAUGGAUCGGCAAGGAGAUUUUGUAAUCUAUCAUCGGUCAGACAGAAAAUUCAAGGAGAGGAGGAGAAGACCUCACCUGAGCCGAAUGAUGCUUUAUCAACCCAAAAGACUUUGAACGUUGUUAAAUUAGAUACAAACAAACACACAGAAGAGAUGGUAAAGCAGGUAAAAGAUGGAACUGAACAAAAGCACAAAACUAACAAAAUCAAAACUGCUAACCAAGGAAAUGACCCAGGUGAGAAGAUGGAUGAUUCAAUGUUGGAAAACCCUGACGGUUUGGAUCAAGUUCACCAAAAGUCAGACACAGAUGAGUUGAUUGAAAUGCGAUGUCUCAGAAGAAGAAAACCUGCUGUGAUCACAUUACCAACAAGAUCGAGUCUGAGAACCCGCAAAAAAGUCCUGGAGACAAAACCUAUCAACAAGGUUAAGGAAAAAAAGGAAUCUUACAAGAAGCACUUAUGUGUACAUUGCAAAUGUUAUUUUACUCAAAUUGCAAGGCAUUUGGAAAACAAACAUGCUGAUGAACCAGAUGUUGCCCAUGCUAUGCACUUUCCAAAAGGUUCCAAGGUAAGGCAGACCUUGCUGGACCAGAUUCGUGAAAAAGGAAAUGAGAAUAAUUGUGACGCUACUAAAAGUGGGGAGGAAGAAAUUGUGACUAAGAACCAGUCGAAGAAACCAGCCACGUCUGUGCGUGACUUCUUGCCCUGCAAGCAUUGCUUUGCCUUUUAUCGCAAAAGUGAUCUUUGGAGACAUGAGAGGACAUGUAACACUAGAAAAGACCAGAAGUUCGCAGAAAAUACCAAAAGAUUAACAGGGUGCAGUCCUGUCUCAGAUAUGCUUCCAAUGUCUGAGUUUUUAACUGGCAGCUGCAAGGAAAUCAUUCAAAUCAUGCAUCAAGAUGAAAUUUCAAGGCAUAUUCAGUUAGACCCACUUAUUUGUAAAUACGGUAACACACUGUCUGCGAAGUAUGACCAUGACAAGUCUCAGUUUGCCUAUAUUGGACAAAAGAUGAGAGAGCUGGGUAGGUUUGUCCUUGCUGUGAACGAGCUUGACAAGACAGUGAAGUACCUGCAUGAAAUAUGUCUACCAUCUAGGUUUGAAUUGGCUGUUGAAGGAGUCAAAAAAGUCGGUGGUUUUAACCCAGCUUCCAGCAAGUUUAAAACAGUUUCCCUCGUCUCAAAGAUUGGCUACUCUUUAAAACGUGCAGCAGAAAUAGCAUUUGGAGAAAGUCGAAUGGCGGAAGACAGUGAGAAGGAAAGCGAACUGAAAAAAUUCAUUGAACUACUCGAUACAGAAUGGAAUAAGUGUUUUUCUCACAAAGCACUUUCCGGCUCGAUAAAACAAGAACCCAAAAAAGUGGAUGUAGACAAAUCAUCAGUCAUUGAAGAUUUGAUGAAGCUCCACAGAUUUAUUACUGGUGAAGAGGAAGAAGCAAGGAAGGAGUUAAAAGAAAAUGCCAGCUUGUCAACGUGGAAGAAGCUAGGUGAAGCCACGUUGGCAAACGUAUGUCUUUUCAACAGAGGAAGAGUGGGGAAUAUUGGAAGGCUUCUCCUGAAAACGUACACUCAAAGAACGAGCGGGGGAACAUGUACGCUCUCUGCAGAUCAAGUUAGAAAAAGCACAAAACUUGAGAUGGAACUUAGUUCCAGUUUUACAAGACUGGAACUUGAAGGUCAAUAUGGAAGGAACAUGCUGGUUCUGUUGACAGACAGAAUGGUUUCGUCAAUUGACUUGCUUAUUCAGAACAGAGAGAAAGCAGGUGUCUCAAAGACAAAUCCCUACCUGUUUGCAAGGAGUGAAGGGCCCUCAUUCAUUAGAGGACUGGAUUGUUUUCGAAGGGCUGCAGUGGAGUGUGGAGUUCAAAACCCAGAAGCACUACUGUCCUCGUCUGUAAGAGAACAGAUAGCCACCUGCUGGCAGCUAAUGAGCCUCGGUGAACUAGAACUUGACCAUGUAGCAAAGCUGUUGGGAAGAACCAGCGAAGAAUGUUACGGACUUUCUCAAAAUGCAACCUUGCUGGAGGAAAUCGGCAAGCAACUGUUGAAGGCAGAUAAAACGAGUCGGCCAAGCACCACAAAAGAUGGACCUCGACAGAAGCCGCUUAUCAAAAGAAGACCUUGGAGUGAGAUGGAACAGAUAGCUGUCAAACGCUACCUGAACGAAUUCAUUACGAGGAUGAAGGUUCCCGGCAAAAAAGCUUGCAAUGCCUGCAUAGCUGCUGAGCCAGAUCUUGCGGGAAGAUCUUGGACAGAUGUUAAAAACUACGUACACAACACAUUACAGACGCUACGUAGGAGAAGUAACCAGCAGAGGUCUGAUGGUAAUAAAGACUCGGGGAAUGCAAAAAGCCCAAAAGCUCCAGACCCGACUGAAAAAAUGGAAAUGGAGGAGACAAGUGUUUGUACGAUGACAACAGUGAAUCCAGAUCACUUGCAAGAAAGUAGUUUACAUUGUUGUAUGACAAUGCCACCAGCAACAAAUAUAAGAGAGCCAUCGCCGUUCUCCCAAGACAUGACUGUUGGGUAUUCACCAUUCUGUUCGUCAACUACAAGCAUGGUCCACACAAAUACGCCGUUUACUUCAGAUUUUACACCACUGAAUGCUACUGAUACUCAAGUAGUUCCAACAUUUACUCCACACCACACUACAAAUCCUCUGUCUCCUGUUUACACCUCAGAUAACAACCACAGCCUGUCAAUGUCUUCUUUUUAUGCACAGAAUACUACAAGUAUGUUGCAUUCAUCUCUGUAUACCCCAUUGGAAACUACAAACUCACCACUGAUUCCCUCCUAUACACAUUUUAAUACCCCGCCCACUUCAAUGGUACCUACAUAUACGCAGUUAAAUACUCUAAGUUCUCCAAUGAUUUCUGCAUUCUCCACACUAAAUGACAGGAGUAGGCCUGUCAUGUCUUCGUUUACACCUCUUGACCAUUCAAGUACGCCACCGUACCACAGCAGCCCCCCCAGGAUCCAUGCGACUGCACAGGUUGUUCCUUCGAUUCACGAGUAUGGCGUUUCUGAAAGUGCAUCGGUGGUGCAGGAAAGCCAACCCCUGUCUUCUGCAAAAAAAAAAGCCCCUCUGGGUGGGAAGCCACAAAAAAGAAACAAGCGUUUAUGGAGCGAGGAGGAACAGGCAGCAGUGAGGCGGCAGUUUGGAGACUUUUCUCAGCUGGUGAAGGUGCCGGGGAAAAAAGAAUGCGAUAGAUGUUUAGCUGCCGAACCAGCUCUGAGCACCAGAACCUGGAGGGAAGUGAAAUACUUUGUGCAUAACUCCAUUCAGUCCCUGAAGAGAAGAGGUCACGCAGUGGCCUCAAAACAUGAUAGACCUCCGGAACCAGAGACUCAGACUUCAAGCAGCGAUUGGGAUGGUCCUGUUUAUCUUUCCCUCUAAAUAAGGUUGAAUAGACUUGCACAAAAUGCAAGGACUCUAGAGGUCUUUGGCUUUAAGCACGAUUCGAUUGGAUGGAAAAUAUUUGUGUCGUCUGUUGUUGCCUGUCUACCUUGGUUUCAUCUGGCAUCUUUAUUCUUGCAUUUGCAGACAGUCCUGCCAUACCACUAGCCACUUUUUUUUCCUUAAAAGUUUUUAAAAAACCUAUUCACUGAAGCAAGAUUCUUUUUCUCAUGAAAAGCGGGAAAAGGAUAGAAGGAUUCUUGCCUAUGUAUUUCAUUGUAGCCGGCCGUUAUUCUGAAAAAAUAAAGAAAAGUCGCCGUUAUGCUGAAAAUCAGAUAAAUUGGUUUGACUGACAUCUGGGCUUCCUUGAUACAGAUUUAUCAAUAUAACAGCCAACAGUUAUACAAUUCAGUCCGUGGCGAUAAAUGAAUACAUAUUUAAAAUACAUACAGUAAUGUAAACUAUACAAUCAUUAUCAGAGCCUCCCGUUUUAAAUUUAAGCCUAACUAGAUGUCCAUUGAUCAGGCUGGUGGAGGCCGCACACAUACUUAGGUGUGACUGACAGGUAGAGAUCACGUAUGUUCUGUAUGUUUUCAUACUAAAAUAGUUUGGCCAUUUUGUAACUGAUUAUUGUGCAGCUUUUUGUCACCAAAUAUCUGGAGCUCCUUAAACCCUCAAAUGUUUUUUCACUAUGCUGCUCUUAGUGGAGCAGUCGGAGGGUGAGAGAGUAAG